Belonocnema kinseyi is the source of this 999-nucleotide messenger RNA. Its product is annotated as cuticle protein 64-like. The record is from RefSeq and is a predicted model, not a curated record. Bases 38 to 727 code for a protein of 229 amino acids. The transcript has 3 exons. NCBI's taxonomy places the organism in Eukaryota, Metazoa, Arthropoda, Insecta, Hymenoptera, Cynipidae.
CGAUCUUAAGCACACUCAGCAAUCGACAGUCAACAGGAUGAAUACCCUUAUAAUCUCCCUCGCUCUUGUGGCUGCUGUCUCUGCUGCACCAGGUGGUUACACAGGCUAUGGUGGCCAUGGUGUUUAUGGUGGUCAUGGAUUAUUAGCUGGAGCAGGAAUUUAUAGCGGAUACGGAUUACACGGAGCUUAUGGUGCUCAUGGUGUAGCUCUUGGAGGACCCAUUUUGGGGCCAUCUCAUAUCGCCGGACCUCACGUGGGACACUCUUCCCUCGCUGGCCCAGCUAUUGGACCUUCUCAUCUUGCCGGAUCAGUUGCUGGUCCAGUACAUGUUUCUGGCGCAGUUGCUGGUCCAGCUGUCGUGACAGCUUCCGUUGCAGGGCCUGCCCAUGUUGAACAUUACGGAGGUCCUUAUGAUGGCGGAUAUGGUGCAUAUGGCGCUGGAUAUGCUGGAGCUGGUCACGGCCACGGAUAUGGAGGUCAUAGUGCAAUUAUAACUGGUUUAGGACAUCAUGGAGCAGUAUACCCUGGCCCAUCGCAUCAUGGUGCAAUUAUUGCCGGACCAGCAACACAUGGUGCUGUUCUAUCUGGACCACAUGCGGGAAGUGCUGCCGUCUCUGGUCCCCACGCAGGUGACGUGGUGAUUGCCGGUCCUUCUGGCAAAAUCACAGCUCAUGGCAGUGGUGUUGGAGCCAUUCACACUGGCUACGGCCACGGUCAUCACUGGUAAUCAGAGAAAAGUAUCUUAGUAUAAUAGAAAACAAAAAAGACUUAAAUGCGAAUGACUCGCAUCACCACCUUUUUGAACAUCGCUAGAGAGGAAAUAUUUUCCUUAACAUGACAGAGAAUCAAAUGCACGUUUUAGUAUAAUUAAAUCAUCUUUUUAUACAUUUUUUCAUUUUUGGUAAGUUUUGAAGUUGAUGCAUGUGAUCUAAAUGAAUAUUAUAUAUGUAUGAGAAAUGUUGAAUUUGUAUGAGAAAAAUAAACGCGUCUUUUUUGUAA